Talaromyces rugulosus is the source of this 1968-nucleotide messenger RNA. RefSeq lists its product as uncharacterized. Lineage: Eukaryota; Fungi; Ascomycota; Eurotiomycetes; Eurotiales; Trichocomaceae. Bases 1 to 1968 code for a protein of 655 amino acids. The record is from RefSeq and is a predicted model, not a curated record. Gene Ontology annotation, molecular function: ATP binding; microtubule motor activity; microtubule binding. The transcript has 2 exons. Gene Ontology annotation, biological process: mitotic spindle organization; microtubule-based movement.
AUGGCUCUCGACGCGCGCCUCUACAACCACCUGAGCCCCGUCUCGCAUUCUUCGACCGCCUCGGUGUCCAGUAUGUCUGCUCUGAGCUCGAGCACGGCUGCGACAAGCACAUCAAUUGCAUCUACGACGCUCAUGCAGUCCACGGCGUCCAGUCCCUCGUUACGAUCUCGGGAAAGCGUCAUUGUGCCUGCCAGCGGACCGGUGGCUCUCCAAAGCCCUGCACCCGGUGGUGGUAAUGUAAAGGUUGUCGUCAGAGUCCGCGCGUUUCUGCCCAGAGAAAUUCAGAAGGGUCCAGAAUGUCUGAUAUCAAUGAACCCGCUGACCCAGGAAACGAUACUGGCCGCCCCAGGGAUGAAUACGGCGACGCCUCGCUCCCAGGUCCGCGGUAAGGUCUACGAGGAAAAAUCAUUUACUUUCGAUCGCUCGUUCUGGUCGCACGACGAAUCCGACGAACAAUAUGCUGGCCAGGAAGAUGUAUACAACUGCUUGGGCGAAGAGUUCUUGGACCAUAAUUUCGAAGGAUACCACACGUGUAUUUUUGCUUAUGGCCAGACUGGAUCUGGAAAAAGUUAUACAAUGAUGGGCACUCCCGAGCGGCCUGGGCUGAUUCCAAGAACGUGUGAAGAUCUCUUUGAACGAAUCGAAGAAGCCCAGUCUGUCGACACAACUUACAAUGUCCGAGUCUCUUAUUUUGAAGUUUACAACGAGCAUGUUCGCGACCUGCUCGUACCACGCACCGACCCUCCGCAUUACUUGAAGAUUCGCGAAUCGCCGACAGAUGGGCCAUAUGUCAAAGAUCUAACUGACGUUCCCGUGAGGAGCUACGCGGACAUCAUGAACUGGAUGAGAAAAGGCGAUCUCUCCAGGACUGUGGCAAGCACCAAGAUGAACGACACCUCAUCUCGAUCUCAUGCCGUAUUCACGAUAGUCCUCAAGCAGAUCCACCACGACCUUGCGACCGAUGAGACAACCGAACGAACAGCGCGCAUCCGUCUGGUGGAUUUGGCUGGCUCAGAAAGAGCGAAAGCGACCGAAGCAACAGGCCAGCGAUUACGAGAGGGCUCAAACAUCAAUAAAUCACUCACAACUCUGGGGAGAGUCAUUGCAGCUCUCGCGGAGCCUAAACAGCAACGACCCGGUGGACGUAGGCCCAAAGAAGUGGUUCCGUACCGUGAUUCGAUAUUGACAUGGCUAUUGAAAGACAGUCUGGGAGGCAAUUCCAAAACGGCCAUGAUCGCCUGUAUUGCGCCAUCUGAUUACGACGAGACGCUGUCGACCCUUCGAUAUGCAGAUCAGGCCAAGCGGAUUCGCACCCGGGCCGUUGUCAACCAGGAUCACGUUUCUGCAGCCGAACGCGACGCCCAAAUUGCCGAAAUGGCGGAGCAAAUCCGCAUUUUGCAAUUGGCCGUCAGCUCGAAUUCGGCCAGCAAACGCGAGAGUGAGGUGCAAAAUGAGAAAUUGGACGAGUAUCAGCAGCAAGUGGAGAAGAUGCAACGUCUGAUGGAGGAGAACAAGAUGGUCAGCGAGUGCAAGAUCAAGCAGCUUCAGACCGAGAACGAGGCACUUCGGAAUCAUUUGAAGCUAGCCCUAGACAGUUUGAAAAACCCGAUCCCUGACAUUCCUCUCCGGAAACGGCAAUCCAGCCUAGGGUCAUUACGGACUGAGGAAGUUGAAGAGGUUGAAGUAGAAGAGAGAGACCUCAAAACACCAUCCUUGCCGGAAGAAGAAGAAGAAGAAGCCAGCGGCAUCUGGGAGGACGAGCAAGAAAGCUCCGACGAGCAGGACGAGCAGGCGUGGGAAAUGCAAGCUGAUAUGGAGAAUCUAUUGGAAGAACUCAGUAUGUUCAGACGAAAGCUCACCGCCGACCACGAGCGGUUCGGAAUCAAACAACAACAGCAAGCAAAAGAAGAGGUGGAGCGACGUCCUUUUGGAAGGCUUUCGCUCAAUAGCACUGCGCAGCGUGCUUGA